This is a messenger RNA of Prunus armeniaca (apricot), 237 nucleotides long. NCBI's taxonomy places the organism in Eukaryota, Viridiplantae, Streptophyta, Magnoliopsida, Rosales, Rosaceae. The record is from the annotation of a GenBank genome assembly.
AUGGAGAACCUCUCACAAAGGAUCAGGGUUCCAUCAUGCACCGGGGUGCAGAGUAAGUGGCAUAGCCAACUGUUAUACACCACAAUCCAACUUCAUCUUGGACAGCAGAGGAUAGCCGGCACGGCAGCUCAACCCAAAAUCUCGUUGUGGGGUCUUGCUUCCGCUUGCAAUCCCCUUCGACCCUCGGAUAUCACAUCUCCUUCCCAUAGAGUUGGGAACAAUAUCGAGACAGCGUAG